Glycine soja is the source of this 1144-nucleotide messenger RNA. RefSeq lists its product as uncharacterized. The record is from RefSeq and is a predicted model, not a curated record. The transcript has a single exon. Bases 191 to 481 code for a protein of 96 amino acids. NCBI's taxonomy places the organism in Eukaryota, Viridiplantae, Streptophyta, Magnoliopsida, Fabales, Fabaceae.
GCGUGAAGAGUUAGACUCCAAAUCAUGCUAUUACUCCACGUCAUCAUAGAUACCCACACCUUUAAACCCCAAGAACCUCUCUAUUCUCCUCUCACCUUCAAUCCAAUUCACAAACCAACUCCCCCAAAAUCUCACUUUCUCUGUUUUUGCUCUGUUUUCCUCUGUUUUUUCCUCAUCAUCACACAUUAAAAUGGAGGGUCUAAUUCCAUUUGUGUACAAAGCUGUAAUGCAAUACAAGAAUGAGAAACAAGGGCCUAUUGGUUCAUGGCUUUGUGAGUCACCUUCUUACUCAUACAUGAAACUUCCCGGCGACUCAGGUCGGUUUCAAACCUCUGCUUCUUCUCCGUUUGGGUCAGACUAUGGUUUUUCUGCUUCUUCACCAUCUUCCAAACUUUGUACUUCUUCUUCAACCCAAAUCAUAGUUUCUUCCAGUGUUCAAUCGCCACACCGUGGCAUGAAUUCACCUAGAGUUCCAACAUGAACUUCUAGACCAACAUGUUCUGGUACAAGAAUGUGAUUACUGCUUGUGUUGUUAAGUGUUCAAGUUUGUCUUUUGAAAUGGUUAAAGUUUGGGACCAUGUUUGAACUUGCAAGCAUGUGGAUAACCAAAGGAGUCCUAUGCUUGCAUGGUUGUAUUUUGCAAUUGUAAAUAUUUGUCAUGAUGGGGGGGGGGGGGGGGGGGGGGGGGGGUGCGGUGUCAAGUGAAUGGGUGUGUUUCUUGACCUAAUGGGGGGUUCAUGGAAACUGUGAAUUUGUAGAAUAAUUAGAUUGCAAUUGUUUGUUCGUUUUAUUUUGAGUAUUGAUUUUAUUUUUCUCCGUUUUCUAGAGAGGAUUUUUCCUAGAUUUUAUUGCCAUUUGAAGUAUGAUUCUAUGAGAAUUGUUCACAAAAAAAAAAAAAAGGAAUAAGAGAAUAGACUAAAUUUCUGUGUACGUCGUAAGAGGCAAAAUGAGAGUAUAUUAUUUGAGGAAUAUGUUGAAACUAUCUUGUCAAACCUUUGGGUCAUUAUCAUCUAACAAGAUUUCCAUAAAAAAGAUGUUUCAACUAUUUAAAUAUAUCAGGUUUGGUGGAUGAUGGCGUGUACAAAAGGAAAUUGUCUUCUCAAGCUGGCUCAUUGUAUAAUAUAUGCAUGUAUUGAAGUUUCAA